Aspergillus affinis is the source of this 1134-nucleotide messenger RNA. RefSeq lists its product as uncharacterized. NCBI's taxonomy places the organism in Eukaryota, Fungi, Ascomycota, Eurotiomycetes, Eurotiales, Aspergillaceae. The record is from RefSeq and is a predicted model, not a curated record. The coding region runs from base 1 to 1134 and encodes 377 amino acids. The transcript is spliced from 3 exons.
AUGAUCACCUGGAGCUCAUCUGAGGAAAGUAUAUCGCGGAGUAUUGCAAAUGGGUCCAUCAAACGCUUAGGCUUCGAUGACUAUGUCAUGACUGCAACUGUCGUGAUUUACACGGGUAUGCUCGUCCUUAUUCAACUAGCAGCGCAUUAUGAGACCAAUCUUUUAGACCCGGCGGGCUACAAUCGAGUUCUAGCAAACCCUCAGGAAGUCAAGGAUCGGAUAUUUGGCAGCAAGGUCGUGGUUGGCGUCGAGCAGUGCAUGUUGUUAUCCACAUGGGGAGUUAAGACCUGCAUGUUGACCUUGUUCUGGCGGCUGACGAAGAACCUCCGGUUGCAUAUCUAUGUUCAGAUCAUCGCUGCGUACGUAGCCAUCGGCUUCGUUACAAUCAUGAUCACAUAUUAUGCCGUGUACUGCCGUCCAUUCUCUCAAUACUGGGCCAUGCCUGUGCAAAACAUGCAGUGCGCCACCUACCAACACUACUCCAUUACCCAAGCGGUUUUCAACAUUUCUUCAGAUGCGGCAAUGCUAGCUGUUCCAAUUCCACUUCUCAUGAAAGCCCAGUUGAGGAUGAGAAAGAAAAUCGUCCUGUUCUGUAUCAUGAGUCUCGGUCUGUUUACCGUUGUUGCUGCAAUUCUCAACAAAGCAUUCAACUUUGCGUCACCCUUGACUACAAUCUACCAAAUAUGGUACAUUCGUGAAGCCAGUACAGCAAUGUACGUUGCGAACCUGGUAUGCUUGUGGCCUUUGCUUCGCCGGACAUUUGGCUUCAGUGCCUUUCAAAGUAGCACCAGACAAUACCGACAGCAGGAAACUCGACCGAACAAGGAAACAUCAGAUGCUUCGCGGUCAGCGGCCACAAGAUUGAUCGGCCUGCAAUCAAAACCACCGGUAUCAAAUUUUCGAGGUCUACCUAUCAGCAGGCAUGAAUCUCCAGAAAAAAACACGGGACUUGCCGACGGGCCACAGAAGAGUAAUGAAGAAAGCAUUGAAAUGUGCUCAACAACAAUCCCAAAUGACAGUCACGAACCAAGGGAGAUGCCACAGGAAUGGGAGGACGAUGAAUCCCGCCAAAGAGUCGAGGGGCAAAUCACACCCUAUGACCUUGAAACUGGACAGAUCACGGUUAGCAAAUAA